Daucus carota subsp. sativus is the source of this 2159-nucleotide messenger RNA. Its product is annotated as protein IQ-DOMAIN 17. Gene Ontology annotation, molecular function: protein binding. The transcript has 5 exons. The coding region runs from base 213 to 1832 and encodes 539 amino acids. Lineage: Eukaryota; Viridiplantae; Streptophyta; Magnoliopsida; Apiales; Apiaceae. The record is from RefSeq and is a predicted model, not a curated record.
AACAUAAUAAAACCCAAAACACACACACACACACUUAGCUCCUUCCCAUUCUGGAUUUAUUCACAGCUACUGUACUCUAUUCAAACCAAACCAUUUCAUCUGUAUGUUUGGUUGCAGUACUAAACAAAUUCCACUGCAUUUUGUAGCUUUUGCAAGACCAAUGUGUAAGGCUGGUGAGUUGCAUUGAUCAUGGCCUAAUUGUAAAAGUACUAAUGGGAAAGAAAGGAUCAUCAUCAGGAUCCUCUUCCUGGUUAACUGCUGUAAAAAGAGCCUUCAGAUCUCCUUCUAGCAAAGACUCCCCUGAGAAAAGAAGUACAAGAAGCAGAAAAGAUGAACAACCCUCUCCUCAAUAUCCCCAGCCCUCUGAUGAUGACAAGAAGAGGGAGAAACGCAGAUGGCUCUUCCGAAAGCCUUCCAAUGUGAUUGAUAAUAAUGCAUUAGUCCCACAGACACCGGCAAAUGGUUUAGUUGAAGACAGGCAUCAUGCCAUUGCGGUGGCUGUGGCUACUGCUGCAGCUGCUGAGGCUGCAGUGGCCUCCGCUCAUGCCGCCAUGGAAGUUGCUCGCUUGGCCAGGCCUUCCACCGUGCCCCAACAUUACAAUAAUUAUGAUUAUGCUGCCAUUCUCAUUCAGACUGCUUUCAGAGGAUAUCUAGCAAGGAGAGCUCUCCGUGCACUGAAAGGGCUUGUAAAGUUGCAAGCUUUGGUGAGGGGACAUAAUGUUAGGAAGCAAGCAAAGAUGACUCUUCAAUGCAUGCAAGCUCUAGUUCGCGUGCAGGCCCGAGUACUCGACCAACGCAUGAGACAAUCAAAUGAUGGCAGCAGGAAGUCAGCAUUCAGUGACACUGCUAGCUUGUGGGAGUCACGAUACCUUCAAGAUAUUUCUGAUAGAAAAUCAAUGUCAAGAGAUGGAAGUAGCAUUGCUGAUGAUUGGGAUGACCGCCCACACACAGUUGAGGAGGUGAAAGCGAUGCUACAAAAUAGGAAGGAUGCUGCUUUAAAGCGUGAAAGAACUCUGUCUCAGGCCUUCUCUCAACAGAUGCGGAGAAGUGGUAGAAAUUCAUCUAUAGGAAGUGAAGCUGAUAUUGGAGAAACAAACCAACGGCGUGACCGAUUGACGAAUGGCAAACAAUGGGAUAGCAGGGGAAGAUCUUCCACUGAUCAAAGAGACCAGAUUAAAACUGUUGAAAUUGACACAUCACAACCUUAUUCUUACUUGGCUCCCAACUAUAGUCGAGCAAAUCAAAAUCAAUAUUACCUACAACAACAGCGGCCCAGUUCUCCUCUCCAUAGAGCGCAGAUUAAUCUACAGCACCAGUCCCCCGUCACACCAUCCCCUUCCAGAACAAGGCCCCCCCUUCAGGUGCGUUCUGCAAGCCCUCGUUUUGUGAGAGAAGAAAGAAGCUACCAAGCUUCUCAAACACCAAGCUUGAGGUCUAAUUACUACUACAAUGGUGGGUUGCAACCUACACGAGGCUCCACAAGUGGAGCUGGUGGCGUUCCAAUACCUAAUUACAUGGCCGCAACCGAAUCUGCCAAGGCCAGAAUCCGUUCGCAGAGUGCACCGAGGCAGAGGCCAUCAACCCCGGAAAGAGAACGAGCUUCAUCAGUGGCAAAGAAGCGUCUAUCCUACCCAGUACCUGACCCAUACAAUAUUGGAGCCAGAUACAGUGGUGGUUAUGGACACAGUUUAAAGAGUCCAAGCUUCAAGAGCAUUAGUGGAGUUAAUUUCGGGAUGGAACAACAGUCUAAUUACUCCUCUUGUUGCACGGAGAGUCUUGGUGGUGAGAUAUCUCCUUCGUCAACCACUGACCUCAGGAGGUGGCUGAGGUGAUGAUUAUUGAGUUGAUGACAUAUCACUAGAAAGCUUACUCGUCUAACUUCUUAGGUUAGGGUUCCUAGCUUAUGCCAUUACUCUCCUCUUUUUAUUUUUCCUCGAGGUUCAUUGGCAAAUUGACAGGCCAUCAGGUAUUAGUGUGGUGUGAAUUGUAUGUUAAUUCGUAGAGGGUUGGUUAAAUAAACAAACUGUGAAGUUGAAGUUGUGAUUCUUGAAUGUAGUUUUGACUGUAAUUUGUUUCCCACUUCAAACAUUGGUUUCUUUCUGCUUUGUCUGUUAAAUAAACAAAUUGUGAAGUUGAAGAAGGCAUGAUUCUCGAAAGUA